AUGCCAUCCACGAGCACCAGCACCGCAUCUUCAACAUCUUCAACCAAAUCUGCAGAAUCUACAACCGCUUUGACGUCUGUGGCCGGCGCAAGCCAGACAGCAAUAAGCACUUCGUCCAGCCAUAAAAGUAAUGCUGGUAUUAUAGGCGGCGUUGUGGGCGCGGUGAUCGCUGCAAUCCUCCUCGCUAUAUUUCUGUGCUUCUGCAUCAAGCGACGUCGUGCAAAAGUCAAAAACACGGUACAUCGCUCAGUCUCGAGGCAGUCCCUUCGAGCUCAAGAUCACACUCCCACUACAAAGAAAAGUCCCUCGUCAUCCGCAACGGGACUGGUAGCAACGGCUAAAGAAAGCCAACACCCAGCCGCCUCCCCAGCUUCAAACACAGACGUAACAAUAUCAAGUCUCGGAAACGACAUUUAUAACGACUACCCUACAGGACAGCCCUCAAGCCUCUCACUCCUAACUCUCUCGACACUAUCAACCUAUAACAACAGCCCAACCCCACCCUCAAAAUCCAGCACAAGCCUCGCACCACUCAUAAUCCCCACCAAAACAUCUCAACCCCAUCCACAUCAUCCUCCAACCCCACAAGCAGUCAACUACGUCCCCGAGCUCUCCGACACAGGCUUCCGCCGUCAAAGAGCAGAACUACCCGCGCAACCGCAGUCGGAACUAAUCAGUCAGCAAUGGAACCACAUGAAUGCUAGCGCGCUUCUAUCUGGCCAGCAAUUACACGGGGGCCCGAGAGGAGCUUCAGGAUAUACAGGAAAAUAUCACCACGCACCAGACGCAGCGAAUUCCGAAACGGACUUAAUAACACGGACCACGGCGCGGAAGGUCGUAACGAGAGACGGCGUCAUUAUGGGCGCAAAUCUAGAUCGAAUGUCGAGUAUCGAUGAAGUUGAUGCCGAGACUCCGUCUCAAAGUUCAACUCCCACUGCAACUCCCCGUAGUGCGAAGACGAGCUUGAAGUUCGGUGGGAGAUAUAAGAAGUCCAGUCGCGGUGGUACGCCUGUUCGGAGUGCAGUUUCAGGCCUGGUUUCGAGCGCAAGUACUCCCAAUCAACAUGUUAUGAGCUUUAUGGAGUACGAUGCGCCUUCUGAGAUGGUUGAGCUUAGGGGGUAG
Penicillium manginii is the source of this 1122-nucleotide messenger RNA. RefSeq lists its product as uncharacterized. NCBI's taxonomy places the organism in Eukaryota, Fungi, Ascomycota, Eurotiomycetes, Eurotiales, Aspergillaceae. The transcript has 2 exons. The coding region runs from base 1 to 1122 and encodes 373 amino acids. The record is from RefSeq and is a predicted model, not a curated record.